UGCCUGCCAGCCCGAGUCACGCGCAACUACAGGUCCCAGCACGCCCCGCGAGGCCUUGAUCAGCCGCUGUUCUCAGGGAAGGGAGUGGGGCGAACAUGGCUGAAGACAGCCGAGGCGACUCAGCGUGCGGUGGGAUGGAUGGCAGGCAGGAUCCGGUCCCCAGCAGUGGCGGCUUCAACUUUCCAGAGUACGAGCUUCCUGAGCUAAACACGCACGCUUUCCAUGUGGCCGCCUUCGGGGAGCUGUGGCGUGGCCGGCUGCGCGGGGAAGGGGACCUGUCGCUGAAGGAGCCGCCGGCACCGGCGCUGCCCGGGGCCGGAGGAGUCAGCGACUCCGGCAGCGAGGAUGCCGCCGUGGCCCGCGAUCUGGGCUGCAGCCUGGAAACGGCAGCCGAGCUGAGGGCGGUGUGCGGCCUUGAUAAACUGAAGUGCCUUGAGGAAGGGGAGGAUCCAGAAGUCAUCCCAGAAAAUACUGACCUAGUGACUUUGGGGGUUAGAAAGAGGCUUCUGAAACACCGGGAAGAAACCUUAACGAUAGAUCGAGCCUGCAGACAAGAAACAUUUGCUUAUGAGAUGGAGUCACAUGCUAUUGGGAAAAAGCCUGAAAAUUCAGCAGACAUGAUUGAAGAAGGAGAGCUUAUCCUAUCUGUAAAUAUCUUUUACCCUGUGAUUUUUCAUAAGCACAAAGAACAUAAGCCCUACCAAACAGUGCUGGUAUUGGGCAGUCAAAAGCUCACGGAACUGAGGGAUUCCAUUUGCUGUGUCAGUGACCUCCAGAUUGGUGGGGAAUUCAGCAACGCUCCUGACCAGGCUCCUGAGAACAUCAGCAAG
Messenger RNA from Odocoileus virginianus texanus, 830 nucleotides. NCBI's taxonomy places the organism in Eukaryota, Metazoa, Chordata, Mammalia, Artiodactyla, Cervidae. The record is from RefSeq and is a predicted model, not a curated record.